AAUCCACCAAGUACUUCCGUCACAACAUAACUAUUCCGUCGUCAAGCUCGAACUUCAAGGACUCUCUCUAUCGCCGUAGUCAGAAUAUCGUUUCUGCUACCGUCUUCGUUCAGAAAGACUUUCGUUCUUUACAGCAAUCUCCGACCAACAGAAGGAUUUUCCACUUGCUGCUUGUUGUAAAUGUUCAGGUUGCGUCAAAGUGCUCUAUCUAGCCAGACAUGGCGUCAAUCCUCGUCUACUUUGCGUGGUACUCGCCGUCUCUCAUCUAAGAGUCCUUAUCUGAAGGUCUCUGAAGAGGUCCAACAAGCUAUUCAUGAAAAUCGACCCGUUGUCGCACUUGAGAGCACUAUCUACACUCAUGGUUUCCCGUAUCCGGACAACAUCGCCUUGGCUUCUCAUCUAGAAAGCAUUGUCAGAGCUGGUGGUGGCGUUCCUGCAACCAUUGGUAUUCUCGAUGGCGUAGCUCGUGUUGGUCUGGACGCUGAAGAAGUCAUCCGCCUUGCUGGUGCUGCUGGCAAAUCCGAUACUCUCAAGAUUUCGCGACGCGAUCUCGGCUUUGCUUGUGGUCUGGGUUCACCUGGAAGACGCUAUAAUGGCGGCACAACUGUUGCGGGUACCAUGAUCUUGGCUCAUUUGGCUGGCAUCCAGGUCUUCGCGACAGGAGGCUUGGGUGGUGUUCAUAGAGGCGCUGAGAGUACCAUGGACAUCUCAGCCGAUUUGACUGAGCUUGGUCGUACUCCAGUCGCUGUCGUCAGCAGUGGUUGCAAGAGUUUCCUCGAUAUCGGAAGGACUUUGGAAUAUCUCGAAACUCAGGGCGUACCAGUUGCCACAUUUGCUGACGGCCGGGAAGGCAAGGUCGAUUUCCCUGCAUUCUGGACGAGAGAAAGUGGCAUUCAAAGCCCUAUGAUCUUGAACGAUGAGAAGGUUGCCGCUGCAGUCAUUCACGCGCACAAGUCACUGGGUUUGCAGUCUGGAUUGCUCUUUGCAAACCCCAUUCCUGAAGCUUUUAGUAUCGCAAAGGCCGAGAUGGACAAGGUCAUCGAUGAAGCUCUUCAGGAAGCAGCACAAGCUGGUGCCACUGGAGCUGCUAACACCCCUUUCAUCCUUGCAAAGAUCAAGGAUUUGACGGGAAAGAACAGUGUCAAGUCAAACAAGGCUCUGAUUGAGAACAACGUCAGAAGAGGCACGUCGGUCGCAGCUGAGCUUGUGAAGCUACAGCUUGAGACCGAGCAAGAUCAAGCUUCAAUGUUUCAGCCAGCACCACAAUCGCAGAUAGUCGGACCUGGCUCCUCAAACUACACGACUUCCGGUGUCUCCAAGGCUGUUUCUAGCUCGGUUAAGAGCAAUACUGCAAUCUCUCCAACCGUAUUUGUGGCCGGAGCACUCGCUGUUGACUUCUCCUGUGAUUAUGCUCCAAUCUCUUCCACCGCAAGCAAAGAACCUGUCUUGCACACCUCCAACCCAGCCAAGAUCGGUCAGUCACUAGGUGGUGUAGCUCAUAACGUUGCCAGAGCAGCGAAUCUUGUAGGUGAUCCGGUGCGUCUUUGCAGUUCUGUCGGAGACGAUCUCUCAGGCAAAGCUGCUCUAGAUGCGCUUGCGACAGAAGGACUAGACAGCAGUGGUAUCAAGACCAAGAGUGGUAGCAGUACUGCCCAAUAUGUCGCGGUCAACAACGCUAGCAAAGAUCUGGUCAUUGCUAUGGCAGACAUGAACAUCCUGGACGAGCCUGCAGCUAAGCCUGGACAACCUUCGACUUCAACAUCCACAGCAAGCGAUACACUCAACGACUUUUGGCUGCCGCAACUACAACAGAGUAAGCCUACUCAUCUAGUCUUGGAUGCAAAUUGGCAACCACCAUCUUUGGCCCGUUGGCUCGAGGCCGCAAAGUCAAUUUCCGCACACGUCGCCUUUGAACCUGUGAGCACAGCAAAGGCCCUCAAAAUCUUUCAACUCCCGCCCAGAACACCUCUGCAAGUAUUCCCCAACCCUUCAAUCCAUCUGAGCACUCCUAACUCCAUGGAGUUAUCAGCCAUGUAUACAGCAGCACGCUCUCUUGGCUUCUUCGACCGCAAUGAUUGGUGGGCUGUGAUUGAUGCUCUAGGGAUCCCAUCAACAGGGGCUCGUGUAGCGAUGACUAUGGCAACGAACUCUGCUCUCGUGGACGCCGGGAUUCCUCAACAGACCAUCCAGCUCCUGCCAUUCAUUCCGACUAUCUGCGUUAAGCUCGGAGCGGAUGGUGUGCUCCUCACUCAAAUUCUACCUGCCGAUGAUCCGCGCCUGUCAGAUCCUGCAUCUUCGCCGUACAUCCUCAGUCGUUGCUUCAACCUGCCCGAAGAAUCUGCUGGCGUCGGUGGUGUCUACAUGCGUCUCUUCCCUGCUGCUGAGAUGGUCGAGGAGAAGGACAUUAUUAGUGUCAAUGGUGUCGGUGACACUUUCUUGGGCACUAUCAUUGCCGGUCUUGCUAAGCGGGGCAAGGAUGCAAAGAUUGAAGAGCUUAUCGAUAUCGCGCAAAAGGCUGCUGUCUUGACAUUGAAGAGUAAGGAGGCUGUGAGUCCCGAGCUCGCGAGUCUCAGAUCGUUAUUGUAAGUGGGUCGCAUCAUGCUAGGAAACAUUGUUGGACCGUAGAGGCAGACAGGUAGAGACAUGUAAGAUAGUAUAGCUUGAGAUCAGAAGUAAUUGGUCCACACAUUGACAGUCGUCAGCAUCUGUUACUUGCUUUGAGGCCAAUUUUGUCUGUGUGACCGAGAUUCAGAUCAUCUUUUUCACCUUUGAUCCAUGAACAGACCUUGGAUCGUGACGUUUACCAAUCAGAGAAUAUGGAAAUUAGUAUAUGGAU
Aureobasidium pullulans EXF-150 is the source of this 2836-nucleotide messenger RNA. Its product is annotated as IdgA domain protein. Gene Ontology annotation, molecular function: pseudouridylate synthase activity. The record is from RefSeq and is a predicted model, not a curated record. The coding region runs from base 181 to 2586 and encodes 801 amino acids. NCBI's taxonomy places the organism in Eukaryota, Fungi, Ascomycota, Dothideomycetes, Dothideales, Saccotheciaceae. The transcript is spliced from 2 exons.